AUGAGUAGAGACCAAAGAGAAGAUUUUGAUGAUUUGAAUGAAAGUUCAAAGUUAAAGGAAAGAGGUCAUUUUAAAAACAUGUCUGCAAGAACUCCUAGAUCUACAAAACCACCAGCAUUGUGUACAAGAAAAAACAGUUUAUCGAGAAGUUUACAGUAUUUCUUUCACAGAAAACGUUCUUAUAAUAUGAAGCAAGGCAGUGUGAAUAAAGGAAAGAAGUUGUUUGAAACAAUUAAUGAUGCAAGUGGGGUCAAUCUCAAUGCUCUUCCCAUAAGGAGACCAAGCAAGGCAAGGGUUUGGAGCGUUAGAAAUUCAUUUUCUAAAUCACCUAUGGAAACCUUGUCAAAGGACUUACUAAAAUUAAACUCACCGGCAAAAGUUAAAAAGAAAAUACCAAGAAGUAAGACUUGUUCCCAUGCAUUUGAUAUUUUACAUUCUUUCAAAGAUCUAGUGCAUGCUUCAGAGGAAACGUUAACAGUAAGGAGCCCAUCAAAGAGGGAAAGCUGUAUCCAAAAUGCAGAAGAACAGUCUACCAAAGACAGAUUUGAAACAGAUAACAUUGAAGCAGUUGAAAGUAGUUGGGGAAACUUUGAUGAAACAUCUGAUAGGUCAAGGUUAUCAAGCUUUGGUAGCUCAGCCUGUUACUCAGAUACCAGUGUCUGCUGUUCUUUGAGCAGUUGCUCUUACUGUAACCGGGAAAGAAGUGACAGUGGUAGUAUUGCCAUGGAAACAGAUACAAGUAUGAGUACAUCCUACUGGGAUUUACGUUUACCAACAGAAUCACCAUUGUUUGGUCUGCAUGAAUCCAGAAGGUACUCUUUAGAUGUUGAGACAGAACAUCAUAGCAGUUUUGGAUCACCAGAAAUAAGGGCUUUAUUAGCUAAGAGAAGAUUGUCAGAACAGUUAACAAGAUCAAAUAGAAUGAAUCAAUACACAUGCUGGCAGGACAAGUUUCUAAGUGCCAUGAACCAUAGAGCAUCUCCUAAAGAAUCUGAUGGUACAACUGAGACGCAAGAAAUGCAUUCUUUAAGCAAAGACAUUGAUGGUAAAAGGACAAUAGAUAUACCAAGAGCACAUAAAAUAAAGGAAAUAAGAAGGUCAAACAGUGCUUGUGCAGAUAUUAAAAGAUCAAGAAGCAUAAGCAGAAGUCCAAGACCUAAAAGUGGUGGAACCGACUUUCCAGGUAAAGCCAAUGUCAAAAGAACCAGGUCCAUGGAUUCCUCAAGCAGAACCAGGAAUUUUCUGUCAAGAGAAAGGUAUAUGUCUAAGAGUCCAACUUGUCAGUUUGCAUUUUCAGACAUCGAGAGUUCGGAAGAAAGUGAAUCAACUCAUGAUCCGAAAGAAAGCUCUUCUGAAGAAAGACAGCAGUCAAGCUUCAAUGAUACAAGCUCUCUAAGUGCGUGCUCUGUGUCUGGUUCAAGCAGUAUUGAACACAAUACUCCAGGUACGAAGAAGAAAAUAGUUCAUUCAGAGCAUGUUUUAGAAUGUGGAUUAAACAAAAAUGCUGUUCAAGAUGGCCCUGAAGAAGAGUCAACUAUAUCUUUGCAUGAUAUGGAUUAUUCUAUUCUCAAAGAUAAUGACAGUGAAUGUGGAAAAGGGGAAAGUAAUGAAGAGAAAAAUGUAGAUGAAAUAGACACAGAAAGCAUUGGUCUGGUAGUGACCUCAAUUGAGAAGGAAUGUUCGGUAAAUGAUCUUGAAAGAGUAAUUGUAAGUGACUGUAAGGAAGGUAAUAACCCAAAUGAAACAGAAACUGAAAAUAUUGAACUUAAAGAAGCUUCAUGCAUUCCAAUGGUGGAGAAACCCACAAUAAAUGACAAAGUAGAAAGUGAGUUUGAUCAAAACGAAAUUAAAAAACAGUCUUCAGGUACUUUUGAUUCAGCACAAAAGGGAGAUUCAUUAGAAAACAUAAAUGAUGUAGCUAACCAAGAAAUAUUAGAUACACAGCUAUAUAUAGGAGAAAAAACUGAUGUUGCUGAUUCAAUUUUUUCUGAAGAGAUUAAGGAGGAAGAUACUUUGCCUUUAGAAACAGAUGACUCUGUUGUAAUAAAUGUUACCAUUGAAAGUCAUCAACCAGAUGUAAAAGACCCAGGAAUGGAUGACAAACAUAAGAAUGGCAAAUUUGUGUCAGAGGAUUUAGGUACUGAUGUAGACUCUUUGUGUUUAGAGCAGUCUGAAGUGGAAGAUGAAAAUUCAUUUGAACACAUGGCUUCAGGAGAUGACAAGACUGAAACAAUAGGAACUGUAGAAAACAAAUCAUCAGAAGAGAUAAUUGAUCAGAGCAUUGAAGUAAAGGUACGUAAUUUGAACAUAAACAGAGUUGAGAAAAGUAAAGAGAUUGAAGAGAAAACAGCCACUGCAGAUGAAACUUUUUGUAACAAUUCUGCAAAAUGUGAUGAGAAAAAUACUGAACCUGAAAUUGAUGAAGUUCUGAAUUAUUUUGAUUCUGUUUUGCAUGGUGAGACUGGCAUUGCCAAAAGAUCAGAAGAAAAUGACCAUUCGGUUAAAAGAUCUGAUGAUGAAAUGAAAACAGAAUCUGAUGUGAAUGCCAUUGGAGCAGAUCAAGUAAGACUUGAUGAUGCAAAAGAUGAAGGUAGGCAAACACUUAUACAAAAUGAUAAGCAACAUACAAAAAGUUUUGAACAUGCAAAUGAUAAUCAUACAGGAGAGUCAAUUGUAUCAGAAAAGUUUGUCAACAAAAUAGAUGGAAAACAUCCUGAAAGUUUCCCUCAAAGCUAUGAAGAAGGAGAAUUUAUCGAUGAACCUAUACUUGAUUAUGAUAAAAUUGGUCAUGAUGGCAUGGAUCUGGAAAAUGAUUAUACAGAAACACAAACUGAAGAAGCAGAUAAGAGUGGUGACUUACUAGAGUUCCAAAGAUUAUCAUUUGAAGAGGUAUUGUUCAACAGUGGCAGGGUAGGAACUUCACCAGAUAGCAAUGAAGUGGGUGAUGUAUUUGAAGCUAUUAAUAGGGAAGUUAGCAAGGAAGAGAAUAAGGAUAAAGAUAUGAUGGUCAUGUUUCUUGUUGGAGGAGAAUUAAAGGUACUACGAAGGUCAGGGACACUUGCCAAUGGUAGCCAUGGUGACCUUAGACAGCCAGAUUUUCCUUCAAUGACAAGAAAAGAGUCUCCACAAAAUGGUAGUCGAGACUACGUACUCAAACGUUCUGUUCAUGACAUUAAUAGGGGGCGCCCUAAGUCGGCCAUAAUCGUAACGCGUAGCCAGUCCUUUAACGGCAUGGCGAACCAACAAAUUGUGAUGGGUGGGAGACGAGAGAGCCCACAGGGAGUGGUGCUGGGCGAGUCAUUCCGGCACCACAGAGCCCCUGCUGUACAACCACCGAGGGCUGUUCCAGGUAGCAGGGGUGCAGUAGGUUUCAGUUUCAAGAAAUCCCCAAAGGUGCCAAAGGUUCCUCGACCCAACAGAGCUCUUUUGAUGUUCCAAAGUGUUAAAAGAGGAAUAAGAGAAUUUAUUGAGGCAACAAAAGAGGACAUUAAUCAGUUACAGCAUAGAGAGACAGACAACACAUCUACAGCACAGGGUAAACUUCAUGAAGCUGACAAGCAAAUAAAGUCUGCGGAGAGGUACUUGAAAAGACUAGAGUUUCACCUAGCAAAGCUGGAUGAGCUGCAUGAGUUUUAUUUGUUACAACAACAACUACGAGAAGGUGUGAGGACCAUGCAUCGAGCAUAUGUCACGUCGCCUGGCAACCAGAGUCAUUCAUUGUCUAAUGUGAAGUACGGAUACAAGGAAUGUACGCAGAACAUGUGUAAUAUUGAGGCCCAGUUAGAGGCCAUGAUGGGAACAUUUAACUGUAAAUUAAAAGGUAUGGCAGGAUUUGCUAGACUGUGUCCUGGUGAUGUUUUUGAGGUCACAGUCCGACAUGGUACCCAGAAAUGGAAAACCAAAGGUAGAAUAGAAAAGACUGGGAACCAGAAAUGGGAUAUUCCAGAAUUUAACUUCAAGGCUGUUGUUGGAGAUAUAUUUAAUAUAAAGGGAUUGGAAGUUCGAGCCUUCAAGUCUGUGUUACUGGGUCAGAAAAGUUGUGAAACUAAGGACCUGUUCUCGGCCAACCCUCAGUUGAUGACAGUCAGUAUCAACGUGAACGGGUCGCUCAAACUUAGUAUAGUUAUUACAUGGAAUCCAUUAGAUGGUGUAGAUGAUAGUUUUGCUUUUAUGGAAGGUCCACAAAAACCGCAAGGUACACCUCGCAGACGCCCUGUAUCUGUGAUAGCCCUAAAUGGACAAUACAAUGAAGAGCCUGGCUCAGACAGACGGCACUCCAAUCCUGUAUCUAUUCAACAGACUAAGGACGAUAAUUUCAUUUUACGUACAAAUCCCCCGUCAUCUCAUCUAGGGAAUAACGUCACAUCAUAUCAUGGACUCGACAGUCCACACGUUAGUGCGCGGCUCAGUGACCAUCUGCCUGACGCAUACAGACAGACUGGUCCCCUUUAUUCACAAACAAGCCACCAUGUGCAGGCUGGUUUUCAUUCUAGUCCGGCUUUACCAUCGUUCGGAGAAAGUGACUCUGAUAAACAAUUACCCCACCCACCUACUCAAAAUAGUGCAUUCUCAAACACUUUACCCUCAGUGUUGGGACAUUUACAUUUCCCGAGUGUUUCGCCACAUGCAAUUUCUAGCGGGAAAGAUGAAGAGGAACAUUCUGUGUUGAAUAUCGAGGAUGUGUUACACACUAUGUCCUCAUCUUUAGAAGAUUAUCAUGGCCAGUAUACGGAAUUACAGAGACUUGAGGAUUUAAUCAAAUUUGCACAAAAGUUAAUCAGGAAACAGUUUCGCAGUAGUUCACGGUCUUCCAGCAUCAGUGUGUCUAUUGAGAGUGCUCUUGAAGCUUUUGAUUUCCUCGACACAGAAGAGACUUUCGAAGAGCCAAAAUCACCAACUGACAACGUGAAGGCUAGUUUUGACGAUAUGUUAUGCAGCCCAGAGUCGACGGCCAAGACAGGGGAUUCAGGCAUCGAGAGUCUUGCCCAGAGGCUGAGUGAAGACACACAGUUAGGAUCGAGUCUAGGUUCGAGCCCCGUUCCUCCAUCCACAGGUAAUGAGGAAGUUGACCAAUGCCUCAUGUACCACCUGACAUAUUGUGAACGCCUGCUUGAGAAUCUUGGUGCAUUUGGACCAUUAAAAUGCCGGGAGAUAUAUGCUCUUGACAAACUACAGAAACAAUGUACAAUUAUAGAAAGUUUGUUAAAGCUCGCCAAGGCGGGACCCAAUGUAGAUUUACAUCAUGUUAUGUCUGGAAUCUGUGAGGACAAGUCAUUGAAAGAAUUCUGGGUAAAAUGUACAGACCAAAACACCCUAUAUAUUCACCCAGAUAGACUUCUCAAUAUGUUGGAACAAAAAUAUUCUACUGUGAUAGCUGAUAAGCAUAUGAUUGACCCUGUGAAAGUAUGUCAGCAUGUGAUUACACGUGUAUUGGAUAUACCAGACUACGAGGCAGAACGAGGUCGAAGUUGGUUUGUUCUGACCUUACAUCAGUUUAUGUUGUACUUUAACGAGGAGAAAGGACUGAAACACAUCGAGGAUGUUGCGUCAGAGAUGAAGUUGGUUGAAAAAUUGACCACUGGUAAUCCUGACAUUGUGAUAAAAGCCAUACUUACUUUACGAGACACGUUACCUUCCUCACCUUGUCUCAAGGUCAUUGCCAUGUUACUUGUUACUAUGGAUAAAGAGGUGGAACAAUGUACAUUGUCAUAUUUGAACUUGAUACAGAAGAAGGAGGAGGACAGACAUAAUGCUCUUCUCACUUUUGUGGAAGGUCUCGAGGAUCGAACACCAGAGAUACGUGCUGGAGCCUGUGCUGCCCUUGCCAUACUAGAGGCAUCAGAGAGUAUAGAUCAGCUUGUAUAUUUAUGGCAGUCAGAUUCCUCAACUAUGGUUCAGAAAUGUGCAAAAGAAGCCCUCCUAAAAUUAGGUGAAGAAGGGAGAAAAGCUUUGGAGGAGGCACAGCUAUCAAAACAUGGUUUCCAGGGGAUACAAAUGCACAAAUAGAGUUCCAAGGUCACCUGUAUGAUUUCUAGAACAUUUUACCCAGAAUGCAUUAGCUGUGAGAGAAGCUUCUAUAAAUAGAACUCUUUAUGAUGACAAAGCACAAUAAGUGGCUAUUUAUAGAUUUUUCAUCUUGGGGUCUCCAGGAUGUAGCUAUAUUUUGAAAGUUUCUUUAUAUUGCAUAAGAAUGCAGCUAUAUAUAGAUCACUGGCUUUGGAAGGAGACUAUUUAUAGUUUUUUUGCAUUCAGUGUCUACAGAAGGUGGUUAUUUAUAGAUUUAAGUCUAGUGAUUACAGAAAGCAUCUGUUUAUAGAGUUUGACUUUCUGCAAUGAGACAUUCUUUAUAGUGCAUCAAGUUUUCAUGCUACUGAAUUAAUUUUGGACAGCGAAACAGGGAAAUGAGAAAAGAUGAGACCACCAAAAUUUUUAAGUGUCCAUAGAUGUACAUGAAAAUGAUUUUCAAAGAUUUAAGUUAUGGAAUAUAUGUGAAUGUUGAAUGUUCAGUAAAAAAUUGGCUAUAUCUAAGUCUCUGAUAAUUAUUGACUUGUACUGUAUAUACUUGUCCAUAUGACGGAUGGUGUAUAAGACAAGGGUCAAAAUUUUGUAUUUUAGUUGUUAAAAUAGUUAUUAAAAUGGCACUUUCUUGAAGAAUAGGCAAGUAGUUGAAACUCCUAACUUCAAGGAAAAAGGCAUAAUGUUAUAAAGGGAGUAAAUAUAGUACAAUCGGUACUCUUAUGAUUUUGUUAAAUGAUACUGAAAGAGUUUGUUGAUUAACAUUUUUAUUGAUGGCAAGAAUUAUUUUGAAAAGUGUUUUUGUAUGUCAUGUUUAAAUCAAAAAUAAAUUAUAUAAGACUUGUAAUUAUAUAAGUUUGUAUGGUUCAUGAGAAAAAAUGUAUGAUAAACUUGCUGUAAGUAAAUGUCACAAAAUACUUGACACAUCUUAGAAAUAUUUUUUGACUAAAGGUAUGUUUGUACAUAUCUAGUAAGAAUAUGAUUGGACUUAUCAACAUAAUUAUUGACUGUAUGAACUUCAGGGGGACAGUCCUCCAGAAUAUUAAAGCUGCAUGCCUUCAGAUGAGCCAAAAUAUUUCACGACAGUAAAACUUUGGGAAAAACAUACUUUGAUUGUGAGAAAAGUAAAAAGAUUCAAAUAAUAAUUUAUAUCUUAUAGUGCUAUUAUUGACUGAUUUUGCAGUACUUAUCAUAAUAUUUUUUUUUACCUCUUAUUUGGUAAUUUAUGUUGAUUGUAAGUGUCGUUUGCAAUGUUAAAAUUACAUUUAUGUUCACUUAACAAUAUUUUACUUUUCAUAACAUUUUCAAAAUUUUCAUGAAAAUUAGGAUGAAUCCAAGUUCAUGCCAAUUUUCAUGAAAUUUGAAAAUGUAGUUAACAGUAUAAUAUUGUAAAGUUACCAAAAGAAUGCAAUUUACACAUUAUCAAUGGCACUUACAACCUAUGUGAAUUACUAUAAAAAGGUCAAAAUAUGCAAAAUAGCCCUUACUGCGUUAGUAACGCAGUAGAAAUAUAGUUAUAAAUACUGAAAACUCUGUCAUAAAUCUUAUAAACAUGUAAAUUUUACUAGAAUUUUUAAUCUUUAUACCUUUCCUAAAAUAUUGGUACAUUUUUUCUCGGGUUUGAUUUAUCGAAAUAUUUUUGCUCAUCUGAACAAGUCUUCAAAAAAAAAAAAUCAAAACUUAAGAAAAUAUAUUGAUGGUUUCAGUAAUGUACAAAUAUUCACAAUAUUCAGGUGACACUUUGAAUGUAUUAUACAAAGUAUUACAGAAUCUAGUAUUUUAUCACCUUAAUUAUACCCUAUUGCUAACGAAAUGUGAGAAAUGUCUACAUAUUUUGACUGGUUAAAUGUAGUUUCUGUGGAUAGUAAUUGCCCUCUUAGGCUAGGUGUUUCUUAGGCUUUGUUAAAUUGCUUAGUUUGCACACUUGACGUCAUUUUACUCAUUACAACACUGUUUGACAUUUUUAUAAAAAUUAAUUCAAAUCUGAAGCCAUGCUACUAUUUGAUUUAUUUGCUGAUAGCCUUUUUCAUCUAGGUCAGUCUAGCAGAAAAUUGAUGGAGAUACACAUUUGCAAUAUUCAUUUGACAUAAAUUUUUUAAGAUAGAUUUUUCAUUCUAGUUUGAAAUCGGAAUACGUGCAAGUUUCAUUAAGGAUAUAUUGUAAAUGCAAUUUUUCAAGCCAUAUUAUUUAUUAUUAUUUGAAUGCAAUAAAAAAUAUAUAAAUGCCAGAAAAUUAAUUUUUUUAUAGUACAUACACAAUUUAUGUAUAGUACAUACACAAUUUAUGUACUGCAAAUCCUUUUACUCAAGCUACGCAGAUAAUUUCUCAUUAUUUUUGCAAAAUACAAAAUAUUAAACAUAGGUCAGUCUCUGCCAUUUUUGUUCAAAGUUUUCCAUUUUAAUUUAUGCCUUCACUUUUCAUGAAAUAGUUAAAUCUUCUGUAUAAAAUUCCUUUCUCAAGUAUGAUUAUUAUUUUAUAGUUUUUGUCAUUCAUCAUAAAAUUGAAAGUUCUAACUUUGUAGAAUUUUACAUUGGUAAUAUAUUGUAGAUUUUGUCAACAGUUUACAGUUUUUCUUGACACAAAGUGAAAACAAAGAUAAAUCCAGAAACUUUUUUUUCACAAUUCUUAAUUGUCAUACUUCAUUAUACUGCAAGAUUUCAUUAUAUCUGAUUCCAGUGUUGAUUGAUAUAGGAAUUCAUUUAUGCAGUUAGCAAUGUCUUUUCUCACUAUUUACCUCCCUUUGUUGCUGCAAUUGUGUUCUAAUAUUUUCCACUAAUUUAUAAACUAGUCUUAUUCUUGGUGCUAUAAAUAGAUUACAAAUUAAUGUCUUCAUUUUAGUGUGUUCUCUUAUAACAUUCAUCAUGUCCUAAUGUCAACUGAUUACAGGCAAAGUUAUACAUGUAGUUGUAUGUAUUGUACAGUAUUGAAGAAAGUCAUAGGCUUAUUGCUUGAUAAAAAUGUUAAAGGGACUCCACUGUAGUUUUUUUUAGACAAUACAGGACUGGAAAUAAUUUAUCAAGGUUUGUUUACCAUUUGAUGUACGUCUAGACCAAUAAUUUCUUUGUUAAUUUUCAGAUCAUUUGCUCACUCCGUUCUUCCAGAAUAAUUAUUCUAAUUGACUAAAAUAAGACCCAAAAUUGAAAAGCGAUUCAAUGUUUUUUAUUCUAAUUGGGCAAAGAAUAAGCACAAAAAUACAAUUUUCAAUUUCUGUCUUGGUACAUUUCUUAAAUAUGUUUGCAUAUCUUUCUAAAUUAAGUGCCAUAGUUGAUCUAUGUAAGAAUUUAAAUUUUAUGUUUUAAGGCUUUUGCACUUUAGUUGAAGUUCCUUUAAGGUAUAAAAUUUGUUAAAUCUGUUCAGAAACAAUUUUUGAUAAAAGUUUAUAUUGUCAGUCCUAUCUUAACUAUAAUGAGUAAAUAAAAUGAUGAACAUAGUAAAAGUAAAUGUAUUUAGUCUGCAAGUUAAUCAGGUGGAAUAGUAAGCUACAAAACACACUUUUCUAGGUAAAAAAAUUUCAAAUUAAUUAUUAAUCAUUUAUUAACUUUAUCAAAAUUCUCAUUCUUUGAUAUAUGUUAUUAAUUACAUAAGCUUCUCUUUAUAAGUCACAACAUGACCUAAAUAUGGAUAUUGACUAUUAAAACAAUAAAAAAAAACAUGGAAAUCAUAGUAUUACAGGCAACAAAACACACAUUUAAAGAUUGUGUGCUCUUUGUUUUCUUUAACUGGUUCCAAAUUAUUCACAUUGGACAUGUCAUGUAAUGUCUGUGUUAGUUUUGUGUCAGAAUGUUUUGAAUAAAAUGUUUCUUUUCUUACUGUACUUAUUUGCCAAAAACUUGCCUACUUGUUUAAAGUUCUAAGUUCUUUAGAAUGACCUUCCUUAAAGUUUAUACACUACUGUAUUGUUUGAAAUAGUUCCUUAUUAUGGUCUUUAAAGUAGUUAAAGCACAUUGGGUACUAUGAUUUUAGUUCAUCUUUAAAUGGUCCAUUAGGAUAAUAAUACUUAAACAUUAAGUUCAAAUCUUUGCUUGCAUGGGUAUUAUACAUGUAUUGAUAUUCAUUUUUUUUUUUGGAUUUCUGAAAUUCCACUUUUGCGAAUUUGAAAUUUUACAACUUUGCCAUAUACAUGUACCUGCCACUGAUUGAUUUACUUUACAAUGUUACAGAAAGACACAAAAUAAGUUCACAGACACAAACAUGUGGAAGGGAAUAUUUGUGUAAUAUUUUGAUCUGCUUAAUAUACAUGUAUCCAUGUGAUAAUCCCAAAUCUUGUACAGGUAUCAGUGUGAUUUUCCCAAAUAUCAUACAGGUAUCACAUGAUUUUCCCAAAUAUCAUACAGGUAUCACAUGAUUUUCCCAAAUUUCAUACAGGUAUCACAUGCAUUUCCCAAAUUUCAUAAAGGUUCGGUAGGGUUUACCCAAAUCUCAUACAAGUAUUGGUGUGAUUUUUUUCCCAAAUCUCUUAGAAAGUACCAGAAUAAUUCCCCCAAAUUUCAUUGAAUGUAUGUUGAUAUAUAAUUAUAAUAAUUAAUUCUACAAUUAUUGAUAUACAUGUAUAUGACAGUUGCUAUUUCGUGAUUUUGAUAAAGUAUGAUUUAAAAAGCUUAACUCAUUUAAAAGAUUAGAUCAUGAUAUGACUAAUAGCCAUAGUUUUAAGUGCCUAGAUUCAUAAAUGUUUUGUUUGUUAUAUUUGGCCUAUGCAAUGUUGUUGGAGUUUUUUUUUUGUUCGUUUCUUUUUUUAAAGAAAAAAAGUACAAACAGCACUGCCAGUUAUAAUAAGUGUUGCAACAAGUGGCAGAGCCUGAAUUGUGCUCUUAGUCUUAAGUUGCCAUUGUUAGAUCAACUUUAAACGUCACAAAAUGAUUACAUAACUAAAAAUUUAUCUUCUAACUGUAAGUGUUCUUUUGUUCAUUGAUAUAAAAACAGGACCAAUUGCCUUCUGUUGUGAUUUGAGAGGACUGGGUUGAUGCCUUUGCUAACUAAAUAUUGAAGAAAUUUUUACAAUUUAUAAAGACAUUUUUGCUAAGUUAUGUUCUAAACGGAAGAGGUCUAUUUAAGGUCUGUGCUAUAGAAGAUGUAUAAGACCUGAUAAGAGUUGAACAAAGUGGUAUCACAUGUGAACAACUGAAAGAACAAAAUAACAAUCCAGAUUGCAUAAAUGUUUAAAGUUUUUAAGUUUGGACCAGCCUUGUUUUGUUUAUUUUAAUAGAUUUUGGUUCAAUAUUUUGAACCCAGAAUCAAGAGUUGUGCAAAUACUUUAUAUAUCUUCUUAUUUAUUGUACUCCUGCAAAAUGUAAAAAAAAGAAAGAAAAUUAGCAUAUUAAAAAAGUAUAACUAAACUUAUUGUUAAUCAAUAAAUCUUAUGUAAGAUAGGAUUAUUGCAAUAGGCAUGUAUUUCAGCAUAUUUAAAAAAAUGGGAAAAGAAAAUGAUAUAGAGUUAUGUCUUUAUUUUUUUUCUGUCAUAUUUGGCAAGCUUAUUUCAGCAUAUUUUACAAAAAGGAAAGAAAAUGAUAUAGAGUUAUGUCUUUAUUUUUUUUCUGGCUUAUUUGGCAGUCUUGUAUCAUUGCAGAACCGUCAUUCUUAAUUAAACACAUGUGCUGUUUGUUAAUUAUCUAUGUAAUUAUAUGUAUAUACUGUUGUUUAAUCAUAGAAUUUUCAUAUUUAUCAUGUUAUACAUUAACACUACUUGUUGCUUGUUGCAAUUUGAUGUCUGUUGUUGUUCUUCUGAUAUUAUUACAUCAUAUUUUUGCAUAGUCAUUUCCGGUCAGUUCUGCGUUUUUCACGUGUUUACAUUGCAAGAUUUAUGUGAAGUUUGUUUGUACAUUAUUCGUGUAUAUGUUAUAUAAAAUGUUUCCAAAGACUCUUUCAUUUCUAGAGAUUAUUAUAAUAAAAUGUAUGCAAAUCAUA
Messenger RNA from Ruditapes philippinarum (Manila clam), 11916 nucleotides. RefSeq lists its product as uncharacterized. Lineage: Eukaryota; Metazoa; Mollusca; Bivalvia; Venerida; Veneridae. The record is from RefSeq and is a predicted model, not a curated record. The coding region runs from base 1 to 6006 and encodes 2001 amino acids. The transcript is spliced from 21 exons.